AUGGAGUGGUCUGGAAGGUCCACGCCGGCAGCCAGACGCCGGCCAGCCACACGCCGGCCAGGCAGCGGCCUGCCGGUGUCUAGACAGGGACUGCUGGAGGCCAGGCAGGGCGUGCCGGAGGCCAGGCAGGGACUGCCGGAGGCCAGGCAGGGCGUGUCGGAGGCCAGGCAGGGCCUGGCGCCGGCGGCCAGGCAGGGCCUGGCGCCGGCGGCCAGGCAGGGCCUGGCGCCGGCGGCCAGGCAGGCCCUGUUAUCGGCGGCCAGGCAGGGCCUGUCUCCGGCGGCCAGGCAGGGCCUGGCGCCGGUGGCCAUGCAGGGCCAGGCAGCGGCGGGGAGGCAUCGCCUGGCGCCGGCGGCCAUGCUCGCACCUGGCCAGGCAGCGCCUAGCCGCGCCCAGGCAGCGCCUGCCCGCGGCCAGCCCACGCCGGCAUGCAGCCACGCGACGCCGAGAGAGGGAGAUCCGACGGCUUACCAAACGAACAACUUCCACCGCGGGAGAUCAAGCGAUCAUCGUAGAUCACGCGUCGGAGAUGUGGCCGAAACCCAGGAAAUCGCAGCUGGGAGGGGGAACAGGGGAGUGAGAGAGGAAAGAAAUGAGGGAAUGGAAAAAGAAUCGGGGUUGAGUUAG
Messenger RNA from Zingiber officinale, 627 nucleotides. Its product is annotated as translation initiation factor IF-2-like. Bases 1 to 627 code for a protein of 208 amino acids. The record is from RefSeq and is a predicted model, not a curated record. The transcript is spliced from 2 exons. Lineage: Eukaryota; Viridiplantae; Streptophyta; Magnoliopsida; Zingiberales; Zingiberaceae.